AUGGUGUACACCGAGACAAAACCACGCGGCCCAAUUUCCGCAAUGAAUUCAACACCCGGUCCAGUUUAUCUACUACCGGGUCUUGUAGGAAGUGGUUUUCAUGAUCCACGAUCUGUUCAUACUAAACAACCAGCAUACUCAUUUGGCCUUAGACAUGGUAAAUAUAAAGAUGACUCUUCACCUGGCCCAUGUUACUAUCCAAAUUCAAAAAUCUUACGAAAUGGUAAAGAUGGUACUCCACAUUAUUCUCUCUAUGCUCGACGUGGUGAUCUUAAAGGAGAUCGUAAUCCUGGACCUGGUACAUAUAGACCCGAAGAUAAAGCACCAAUGAAAACUGUCUUUCAAUCACCACCAGCCUACACAUUUGGCACUCGUCACAAGGCAUAUGGACUCGAUCAUACACCUGCCCCAAAUGCUUAUGGUUUACCAGGUAUGCUUGGUAAAACAGUUCAAAGUGUGAAAAAACAAGCACCUAUCUAUUCAAUGACUGGAAGAAGCAAAAUAGGUGGUUUCGAUGAAGAUUUACAACGAACACCAGGACCUGGUACUUAUACUGUGACAAAACCGGGCAUAUAUAAAUCAGAACCACCACAUUACAGUAUGAUUGCUAGAAAUGAAAUGCCCGGUGAUUCAACUCAAAAACCAGGACCUGGUAAAUAUUCACCAGAAAAAGUUUGGCUUCAUAAACAACAAGCACCUGGUUAUUCAUUUGGUAUUCGUCACUCAAUGUAUGAAGCACCACUUAUUGUUGAAGUUAAAGACUAA
This is a messenger RNA of Adineta steineri, 765 nucleotides long. NCBI's taxonomy places the organism in Eukaryota, Metazoa, Rotifera, Eurotatoria, Adinetida, Adinetidae. The record is from the annotation of a GenBank genome assembly.